AUGCAUACCUAAACCUGCCAAUUCUUGCUACCUAGGAGCCAUCGCAAUCUUAAUUCCAUAUAAAACACUGGAUGGAGUCAGCCAGCAUCAGAAAGUUUUUAGUCAUGACUCGUCGCACACAAUCGCGCUAUAUCUUUGACAUCGAGGAAAACUCCCGAGUUUUCCGCCAUCAGUUUUUCGUCAAUGGUGUAAGGCGAGCGGACUGCACCACAUGUGAAAGUCGAGUGCCAGUCAGCGAACCAUACCAUCACCACUGGCGAAAUGAUGUCCAGGACAAUAGAGGCCAUUGGAUUCAAAUUGGUCCGGAGGAAAAAGACAUCCUGAACAGAAUCGAGGACCAGGCCAUCGAAGAGUUUAUCCUGUGCGAUGGAAGCACUGCAGCAAGGACCAACGACUUUCUUCUGGAAGCUGGGAUGGAUGCAGUUCCUCAACUGCUGCGAUUUUUAAGUUAUGGUACCGAAAAACUGGAGGCCACAGUGGGAUUCUACGUGGAUGUGAAAAAGGAGCGAAUGUACUACGAAAGCAGUCCGUUAAAUAUCGAACACCAUUUGGAUAUUGGUGAGGCGGUGGACAUGAUAUUCUCCAUGCUGCUGGAGAAGAUCAGCAACUAUGUGCUGCUCCAUCAAAGGGUUCCACUGGAGGCGUGUGUCAUCAGAAGGAUGAAGGUGACGGUCAAGAGAUUUUGUGCCUCAUCUAAAAGCAAUUCCUGCAAACUCCCUUUGCAAUACCGCGUAAAAAACGCAGCAGAAGUCAACGAAAAUGGAAGUAAUAAGCCUGAUUUGAAAAAGCUUUCUGAAACUUAUUUAAACCAAAUGGACCAACAUAUUCCGGCUACACUAAAAAUAAACCUUUACACUUUUCGGGUCUGCAGCACCUCCAAGGAAUUAUAUGCGGUGCCAUAUUUGCUCCGAGGCGAUGAUGUCGAAAACACGCCCACCUUCAUCAUUCAAACGGACGUUGUUGGCGACUUUCAGGGCUUGGUUGAGAUCCGAAAUAUUAGAAAGUUCCUGCGGAUGGAUACCCAGGAUCGGGUCUUCGAGUGCCGCCAGUGCCAGUCCCACUUCGUGGACCGGGUGCACCUUGCCCUCCACAAGCAGAUCUCCUGUGGCAGGAACUUUAUGGUGUGGCACAUGGACAAGGACGCCAUCGAGUUGCACGAGAAUUGUUUGCCCCUGCCAAAACAGUACUUCAAAUAUGAUUGGGUCGGAUUGGCAAGCAAGAGAGUUUAAAGCCAUUUUAGAAUAUUAAUCGAUAUACAACUUAAUAAAUUAUUU
This is a messenger RNA of Drosophila erecta, 1274 nucleotides long. Its product is annotated as protein terminus. The transcript has a single exon. NCBI's taxonomy places the organism in Eukaryota, Metazoa, Arthropoda, Insecta, Diptera, Drosophilidae. Bases 72 to 1229 code for a protein of 385 amino acids. The record is from RefSeq and is a predicted model, not a curated record.